CUCACUCUCAUUUCCCGCCGCCUCCACGUUUCGCAGUCAGCGUGGGGUUUAUAUUGUAUCCCUCUGCUUGAUAACAUCACUAUCAUAAAGUUGUAUGUGAAUCAAACGCUUAAAUAAAACCGCAAUAUAAUUUAGGGCUGCCUUUCUCUUUAAUUCCGCAGGAGACUUUAUUGCGGAGCCCCCACACAUGUUGGAGGGCGGGUCACGCUGGCGCAGCAGUAACGCAGUGAGUUGCCAAAAAUCAGCACAACCUUCAUUACAGUAACCUUUCGUGAGUCGGUUUUAUUGGCGUUAAGAGUCCUUUAUCUUCCGCAUUGGUGGUUUAACGAAGAGGAAAAUGCAGAGAUUUGGUGGUGGCGUGACCGCGCUCACUGCAACUUCAAGCGGCGGAUAGGCGCAAGGGCGCGGGUAGUGCAUAGUUAUUCAGUGCGCAAGUGUCACUGCGCGGAUAAUCCCAAACAACUGCGUGUCCGACCGCAGGGAUGCCUCUGAUCAGCCUGGACGACGAUGAUCAGAGAUGGAUCCCGACGCACGUCAACGUGACCGUCCUGCGCGCGAGGGGUCUGCGGACGAAGGGCAAGCAAGGCAGUCGAUACGUUUACACUAUCACCCAGGUGGGUAAGGAGAAGUACAACACCGGCCUGGUGGAGAAGGCGGAGGAGCCGCAGUGGAACGAGGAGAGCUCGUUCGAGAUGCCGCCCGGUCUGCUGGAGGCUGGAGGGACGAGCGCGUACCCGCCCGGGAGCAGCAACCUGGUGUUCACCGUCAUGCAUCGAGUGCUCAUCGGUCUGGACGUGUUUCUCGGUCAGACUAUUGUCCCGUUGGACAAAGUUUUCCAGGAGGGAAUGUGUCCCAGAAACGAGUGGCUUAAGCUACAUUCCAAGGUCGGUCGAAAAGAAAAAGAGCGAGGAGAGCUGCAGGUGACCGUUCAGUUCACUCGCAACAACAUGACUGCUAGCAUGUACGAUCUCACCGUAAAGGAAAAGCCUCGUUCAGCUUUCGGAAAGCUCAAGGACCGUGUCACAGGGAAAAAGAGAGGGGACGUCGAAUCCUCCUCUGCCAUUUUACCUGGCCGCUACGCUGCUCUUUCUGGGUCCGUGGGUCCACCCUUUGCGGGAGAUGGUGGACCGGAUGAGCCGGCUGAAGAGGAGGGGUUUGAUGAACACAGGAGCAAGAUGAAAGAUUUCUUCCUGAAGGGGAAACUGCGUAAGAAUUCUGACACACGCUCUUGUUCGUCCUUGGCAUCGGACAGUAGCAUGGCUUCAUCCGCCGGGGAUCCAUUUGUUCCGAAAGAGCUGUCCAAAACUCCCAUAUACAGCUGUAGAGUAAUGGAGCCCUUCCGCGUGGAUGGCGAAGGAGGGAUAAAAGUGAUGACACACAAGCGUGCACACAGCGAUGAAGCCAGUAAGAUCACCGGUGUUCCCCGGCCCAGUCACGCAGUGGAAACCCUAAAAGGUCAGAGCGCGGCGCUCUCCCAAUCCACCAUCUGCAUCAACGGCAGCCAUAUCUACUCAUUCGAGCCUGUAAGCCCCAAAAGCCCAAGCUCCAUCCCAGCCAAGCGUUCGCUGUUGGAGAAAUGCGCACCCCUUUCUCGUUCUCUCCAGAACCUCACCCGACGCGGCGAGGAUCCGCAGAAGAGCGAUGGAAGACGCUGGUCGAUUGAAAAGAGCAGGAAGGAAGACGGCGAGGCAGAUGGAUCUAUAAGUCAGACCACGUCAGAGGGGAAGCCAGCGCAGGCCGCCGGCCCUCCGACGGCGUCUUCUGGGGUCAUGGAAGUGGUGGACAAAGGGAGAAAACUGAGGAAGACUUUUUUUUCUAGUGGGAGGAGUGAGUCUUUCCCAGCCAAGCCAGAGCAGAGCCAGGUUACUGUUCCGUUUGAAGGCAGACGUAGGGGAUGGUUUGGCUCCGGUGACUCGCACAACAAGCCAAGGCUGGGAGUUUCUCCUAAGGUAGAGAGCAGCUCAGACACAAACCCUUCUCCCCCCCUCUCUAAACCCCCCAGUCAGCCCCCAUGCACUCUCCCUAUCGCUUGCACUACCGGGUCAAUGUCUACCCCUAGUGGCGAUCACUCCAACCCAUUCACCUGCUCAUCCCCGACUCCACCUUCCAUCUCCCCCUCCAACCCUUUCCUCACCCGACUGCAGCAGAAUCCAUUUUUCGAGGAUCUUAUUGCUGAAGAAGCACUGAAGUCUCCUGAUUACUGUUCUCCCAAUUCUCACCCAGCCCUUCCCAGCCCCCUUCGUAACAAAAUGCCUGCGAUAAAGCGAGAGAGACCUAGGGGUAUGGCCAGGCAGAGGUCUCUUCCGACCAUUAUGUCUGAAACACCAGACACGUCGGGUAACUCGAACGCUAAUCUAAACUAUUCUCAGUCUGAGAGGGCCGGGCAAGAUGAUGACUUUGAGGCGUUCGCCACCAGCCGCUUGAAAUCACCAACGGGAACCCCAACUAGACCUCCAUCAGCAUCAUGUGUUCCAGAUGUGAACCAGAUGAUGUAUGUCAAUAAUCGAUUGAGAGUUGAUGAAGUUGAAAUGGAUGUUCCAAAGCCAUGGGAUCUCCCUCCUUUACCGCCUCGUAGACCCGUGAGGAACCAGGUCACAGGCAGGGAGAGAUUCUCCGACAGCUGGUUAGAUCGAGCACAGGAGUUGGCGGUGCAGAAAGAGGCCGGCUUCCUCUCUCAGACUGACUUUGCUUCUCUGCAGCAUGUGAGAGAAGGAGAUAUAAAGAGGAACUCUCAAAUUUUAUGUUUAAAUAAAGAGUUUAAGACAGACCCCAUUUCCUCACUUGAGCGUGACAGGACGCAUCCUUCAUUGGAAACGGAGUUGCGUAGCGGCUUGCUUGAAUUUAAGGAAGAUAUAAUCGUGCCAGACAGAGGCCCUCCUCCUAAUUUAGGUCUUACGUCUGAUUUGACUUCAAACAACGUUCCCCACAGUCCUCCCAAUGGUUUAGGUGAGGAUACACUGCAUUCCCAUCAUUCAGAACCAGAAACGCUGUGUUUCCCAUCUGACUUUGACUCAACAGUGACCGAAUCCCUUUGCAGUUCCCCUCGGACCCAACCAAAACACGACUCGGAAUCGUCCUGUGAAAUUAAUCCAAAGCAGAAAGGCGAGCAAAAACAAACUUCUAAAACUACAAAUGACAUUUGUUUGCUUGUCCUCCCCCAUAGAGAUUCAAACAACAACACAGAUAGCACUACACAGUUUGCUUUUAUUGAUUCAGGAAGUUCUGCGUCUGAACCGCCGUUUGAAAUGAACAAAGACAUUAAGCCUUCAAAAGAGUCAAAUGAGUAUUGCAUUUUAAACUCUUCUGGUAACGAAAUGUCACCACCUAGAUGGUCUCCGGGGUCGCCUAAGGAUUUAUUGCGCAGAAUAACAUCAGAGCUAGAGAUGUUUUCACCCAAGAAGACGUGUAUCACCGACACAUCGCAUAUUAAUGACUCGCAGAAUUGUAACCAUUUGGAUCAUUUGUCACUUUUUCAGAGAUCACGUGUAGAACAAGAAGUUAAAUCGUGCGAAUGCACGGCUUCAAAUGUAAACUGCGAGUCUCGUGAGGUUGGCGCUCUCCAAAACAAAGACAUCACUGUGACCACACAAACACGCUUGGCACAUGCCGCCGAUGACAUUGUGACUCAGAUGGGAGAACGUGGGGAAGCAGAAAACAAUGAUGUCGUACACACUACACAUGAUGAUGUAGACAUGCUUAAACAGACUUGUCCUUCAGCAGAAUCUGAGGAUGAUAACCAAACCUCGAAGGCCAGUUUAAGCGAGGACUUCAGUUUGACUCGUGAUGAACGAAUCAGCUUCGAGGACCUGCAUGCAAAAGUAGCUCCAAGAGGCUCAAGAAGCCUGUAUAAAACCGAUGUGAAGUCAGCCCGCAUCAGACCACGUUCCACCACAAGCUCACCCAAAACCAUCAUGGAUGCUGAAUCUCCAAAUCCUGUAUCAGAUCUCAUUCUGCAUGAUGCCUCUCCCUCACCCUUCCCAUUAGCUUGUACCAAUGCCUGUCUCCAUCCUCACCCUCCCCUUCCUGUGAACCCCCCGAAUGAGAUGCCUAGCAUGGGUUCCACUUCCUCCACCAAAUCCCAGCCCCAGGUUGAUGCACAGCUCCCCCUCUCACCUGAGGAGACACAGCCAGCCAGCGUCGUCCUGCCCCUUGAGGAGAGCAGCCCUCACCCAGUGAAGCCUUUGACCAACACUGUGCAUGGAGAGAAGAAAUCAGAGAGCCGCUCGGUGCUGGAGAAACUCAAGUCCACCAUCAACCCAGGACGAUCUGUGCCAAUGACACCUACGGAGGAGGAGAAAAAUCAGUUGGCUCUGACGGAGGCUCGUGCGCAGUACCAGAACAUGACCAACAUGGAGUUGAUAGCUCUGCUGCUUCAGCAGGAAAUUGACAUGAAAAAGCAGCGUGCUGAAACCGAGGUGCAGGUGGCCCUGCUGGAGAAGCGUGAGGCUGAAUUGAAGAAGAUGAAGGCUCAGGUCAGAGACCUGGAGGACUAUAUUGACAAGCUGUUAGUGCGCAUCAUGGAGCAGACGCCCACCUUGCUGCAGGUACGUGGGAGACCCAAAUGACCAGAGUGACCCAUUGUGCCAGAAACGCCUCAUGCUGAACUAAAGUCAUUUGUAACGCUCCAUUAAAUGUCAAAACUGCCAAGUUCAUGUAGACACGAUACAGCUUUGCAUGCUUCCAUAUCCACAAUGAGUUGAAGUUUAGUAUAGCAACUGCUAGUCAAGCUAAAAGCACAAGGCAAGUGGAAAGUUAAAUAAAAAAGUUAAUGUAGUUGUAAAUGGAAUGCACAUACAUAUGUCUUCCGGUUAAAGCUAAGAUAAUUUUCUAAUAUUUCUGGGAUCUGUACUUCAUUAUUGUAUCAUAACGCUUUACAUAAUCUCUCUAAAGUCGCAAAAAUCUGUAAAUGAGAAUAAACACACUGCCUGUAUAAACUGACUUGUAUAGAUGGUCACUAUAACACUUGAAAUGUGUUAUUUCCUCAUUACUAAAAGUAAAGUAUUUGGGAAAACUGAUAUGCUAUUAGCCCUCUGAAAUCUGACCUAUUCUCAGAAAAAUGUUCUAAUUUUGUUUCAGACUUAUUCAAUUAAGUUCACCUGGUAUUAACACUAAUACUUCCAGUAAGUUUUGAAACGUUGGAAAUAUUUAAUACAUACUUUAAGUAAUAUUCUGUACCUGUAAAUAAAUAAUUCUUGAUAGCUUUAAAAAGCACCUUAUAAUACGCAGUAUGCAAAAACCAUAGUGCUUGAGCUAGUCAGCUUUGCCUCAUUGAUAUUACAGAUGUCAGUGCAUGCUCACGGCCAUCAAGCACACGCACUUAAGUAAAUAUUGUCUUGAAAACAUGUAAGAUAUGCAAUAACACUUGCAAGCUAAGCUGUAGCUUAAGUUAAAUUAUGCUACACAAAUAUAUUUAUGAAGCCUUAGCAUUGCAGCGUUCAUAAAUCAUUGCUGAUGUAGCAGAUUUAGUGAAGUAGCAAAUGCCAAAGCUAAACCACAAAAGCUUAAACAAAGCUUUAAAAAGAUGUAUGUUUUAUGUUUUUAUAUUAUAUGUGUGUGGCUUUUGUUUUUUUAUUUAGAUUCAGAAUGUGUUUUAUAUUUUUAGUGGUCCUAAAGCUCUAAGUUUUCCCCCGUGUUUCUGCUGAAGUAAAUUAUGUGAGGUUCUAAGUUUCAUUGCUGGAACUUGAGAAAGUACAGGGUUACAGUUAAUGUUGUGAAGAUUGUUGUUAACUCACUGAGUGUUAAGCUGUGUAAAGUAUUUCACCAACCGUGCAUCCAAAAUGAAAAUCUCAGUUUUCUAGUUUUAGUAUUCCAGUGUGUUUCAGGAGAGAACGAUGUAGCACUGUGAUUUUGGAUUGUGAUGUUAAUUUGCUCUUCUUUUGUCUUUAAUUAUCAUAAUGUUUAUGGAUUUAUUUACAUGCUACAUUCACAUUUGUAUUUUUCUUCCUGUUUUAUUUAUUGCAAUUUUUUUCAAGCAGUUUCAUUUUAAAAGUUAUUUAAAUAAAGUUAUAAAGUAAUUUCUGUG
Messenger RNA from Triplophysa dalaica, 6022 nucleotides. RefSeq lists its product as uncharacterized. Gene Ontology annotation, molecular function: small GTPase binding. The coding region runs from base 483 to 4565 and encodes 1360 amino acids. Gene Ontology annotation, cellular component: phagocytic vesicle; secretory granule; recycling endosome. Gene Ontology annotation, biological process: regulated exocytosis. NCBI's taxonomy places the organism in Eukaryota, Metazoa, Chordata, Actinopteri, Cypriniformes, Nemacheilidae. The transcript is spliced from 6 exons. The record is from RefSeq and is a predicted model, not a curated record.